This is a messenger RNA of Aspergillus ruber CBS 135680, 681 nucleotides long. RefSeq names its product RraA family protein. The transcript is spliced from 2 exons. The record is from RefSeq and is a predicted model, not a curated record. Bases 1 to 681 code for a protein of 226 amino acids. Lineage: Eukaryota; Fungi; Ascomycota; Eurotiomycetes; Eurotiales; Aspergillaceae.
AUGGCUGUGCCGUCGAGAUUUGUAAAAGCCCUCCGGGGGUUUGCCUCUUGUGACAUCGGAGAUGCACUCGUCAAGCUCAAAGUCCCCCAUGGCGGUUACCUAUCCGGCCUCAAGAUGUUCUCCCCAGGUCUUCUUGCCCCGAACCACAAAAUCUUCGGUCCUGCAUAUACAGUGCGCAUGGUGGCCGCCGCAGACAAAACCUCCCCAACGCCACCAACCCAUUUCGCCGACUCCAUCCCCAAAGACGCGGUUGUCUUCGUCUCCCAGCCAAAAGGGCUCAUCAGUGCUUGUUGGGGAGGACUCAUGAGCACUCGUGCGCGAGCACUUGGAGCUGCAGGAAUCGUGAUUGAUGGUCGUUUCCGGGAUAUUGCUGAGCACCGCAAGCUGGGAAUGGGUCUUUUUGCACGUGGGGUUAGUAUUCUUGGAUCGAAUACCUUCACGCGUUCAUCCGAGUUGAAUAUCUCCGUGUCGUAUGAGAAUGUGGAGAUUGGUGGAGAAGUCACCGUUCGGCCUGGCGACUAUAUCAUGGGUGAUGCGGACGGAGUCGUAGUCGUGCCUGAAGGAAAAAUAGAAGAGUGUGUGCAUCUCUGCCAGGAACGAUAUGACAUCGAUGAAGAGACACGGCGGUGCUUGGAGCAAGGAGAACCAAUGGGCCUUACUAUCAAGAGGUUGAGGAAGUAG